AAUAGCCCAGACAGGGUUCUUGGGGCUUUAUUUGGGGCCCAACGGCUCUGACAUUUCCUUGCUUUCGCCGGGUAGAAGUCGAGGUGCAAAGGGUACCCCGCCUCGCUCGCCAAACCUGCUGCCUUGGGCUAACCUUCCCCCCACAAUGCUGACUCCUCUGCAUUUUGAUUGGAGAAGACGCGGGGCCAAGCCUCCCACCAUUCAUUUUGGUGAUGACAACAUGACAACCUUCGAAUGAGGACGAACCUUGUCUUAUUGGUGACAGACAACGUCUCUCUUGCAGACACUCGUCACUCGAGAAGUCGCUCACUAACAUGUCUUCCAUGGGGCUCGCGCCUUCUUCCUCUGGUCAGUCAAAGUCAACGCCACGUCCGAAGGAGGGAACUUGGUGGUGGUCCCUGCCCGAGAUGCCUGAAAUCAUUUGAACGCCGGUAAGUGUCGUGGCGGCCCCGGAGAAUCUUCAUGUUCGCUACCGACACCUUGAUACCAGGGAUAGCUUACGUCGUCACAUGCGUGUGCAUGAUGAGCACAGGAUAUUGAAAGGGAGGACGAGAUCGGCUUGUGUGGGCUGUACCAAGUCAAAGAUCAGGUGCAGCCGCGAGAACCCAUCUUGUAAAUCGUGCUUGAAACGAAAAAUCCCUUGCGUCUACAGCCCCAACUCCAAAUCUCCACCCUCUCUUAAUCAGAAGCCAGAUACGACAGAUACGACAGAUCCCCCCCUUCUCGGACCUCCGCAGCCGGCGUCACGAUCAGAGGCAUCAUCCCAUCAUCUUCCUGCCACUCAAUCCUCUUUUACAUUCGCGAACUGUUCGACCAGCCAAAUCCCACCCCCCCGACAAUGAAGUUGUCCCUGCGCCAAUGGGUUGGAAUGGGGAAAUAGCACUUCCAGGGGAUAUUGCGAUGGCCGCCAAUUCGGGUGCCCCUUUUGAUAGCGGGUUCUCCAAUCUGCUUGAAGACGGCAACGAUUUCAAUUCGAACCUCGGUUGGUUGUUCGACCCCGUGUCUGGCAAUGGCAUAGCCGCGACGCCCAAUCUUUUCGUUCCAUGCAAUUUACCCGAUAACUCGAACCAGGAAGACUUGCCAGCGGAAGAAGAAUCAUUGGCUUCGCUUACUCAACAACUAACGCGAUCGAGCGGCGAUGACGCCUUGGAGGACAUGAUGAACCCAUACGAGGGAGAACAACCUAUACUCGACCUGCCUACGAUCCCCCUCUCUGAGGACGGGGCAGUCUCGACAACCCUUGGCCGCUGGAGUGGCAUGCCGAGCGCUGUCAGCUGCCUUUGGAGUUGCCAGAGUUAGGAACUGAUGAUGCUGAAGUUGGCCAGCGCUUUUCACAAUUCUUUCCGGCGUAAAAGCUACAACCCUCCACUGUUGAGGCCCUCACAAAUUAGAAUAGGAUCCGGCCAUCACGCUCGCCAUCGCUAGCGUCAGGGCCUGUCUUAAGCAUCUGGUCCAUAGCAAAGACAUUUGCAAAUACAAUGUCAGAGAUCAA
Molecule: messenger RNA, 1492 nt
Organism: Cladophialophora immunda
Lineage: Eukaryota; Fungi; Ascomycota; Eurotiomycetes; Chaetothyriales; Herpotrichiellaceae
Exons: 2
Coding region: 859-1299 (146 amino acids)
Source: RefSeq, a predicted model, not a curated record